UGAAUAAGCAAGCAAAGUAUUAACAACUCUUUGAGAGAUUGUGACAAACAAACGUGAAAGUGUUUUUAACACAAAGUGAUAUAAAUAUUUUUAAAAGUUCUACAAAGUAUAAUAUUAAAAAGUUUAUAGUGAAAAAUAAGUACAAGAAAAACACAAGUCAAAAUGGUAGCAAUCGGUAUUGAUUUGGGAACAACAUACUCCUGUGUUGGUGUCUUCCAACACGGCAAAGUGGAGAUUAUCGCCAAUGACCAAGGCAACCGCACAACACCCAGUUACGUUGCCUUCACAGAUUCAGAGCGACUCAUUGGCGAUGCGGCGAAGAAUCAGGUUGCGAUGAAUCCAAAGAACACAGUAUUCGACGCAAAACGAUUAAUUGGACGAAAGUAUGACGAUCCGAAGAUCAUGGAGGAUGUCAAACAUUGGCCUUUUAAAGUCGUGAGCGAUGGUGGCAAACCAAAGAUCUCUGUCGAAUACAAAGGUGAGAACAAACGCUUUGCGCCAGAAGAAAUCUCAUCAAUGGUGUUGACCAAGAUGAAGGAAACCGCUGAGGCAUAUCUAGGCACAACAGUAUCAGACGCCGUCAUCACAGUACCAGCAUACUUCAAUGAUUCACAGAGACAGGCGACUAAGGAUGCCGGUCGUAUUGCUGGUUUGAAUGUGCUACGAAUCAUUAACGAACCCACAGCAGCCGCCUUGGCCUACGGUUUGGAUAAGAAUUUGAAAGGUGAACGUAAUGUACUGAUCUUCGAUUUGGGCGGUGGUACUUUUGAUGUAUCCAUCUUGACCAUUGACGAGGGUUCAUUGUUCGAAGUGCGUGCCACCGCUGGUGACACACAUCUUGGUGGUGAAGAUUUUGACAACCGACUGGUCAACCACUUAGCUGAUGAGUUCAAACGAAAGUACAAAAAAGAUCUGCGUUCGAAUCCAAGAGCAUUACGUCGUCUACGAACAGCAGCCGAACGUGCGAAGCGUACCUUAUCAUCGAGCACCGAAGCCACCAUCGAAAUCGAUGCAUUAUACGAAGGAGUGGACUUCUACACGAAAGUAUCACGAGCUCGCUUUGAAGAAUUGUGCGCCGAUCUAUUCCGUCAGACCUUGGACCCAGUAGAGAAGGCGUUGAAUGACGCGAAGAUGGACAAGAAUCAGAUACACGAUAUUGUAUUGGUUGGUGGUUCCACACGUAUUCCAAAGGUGCAGAGCCUACUACAGUCGUUCUUCUGUGGCAAGAGUCUGAAUCUUUCAAUCAACCCAGAUGAGGCAGUGGCAUAUGGCGCAGCCGUCCAAGCUGCUAUUCUAAGUGGUGACAAGAGCAGUGAAAUUCAAGAUGUGCUAUUGGUCGACGUAGCACCAUUGUCUUUGGGUAUCGAAACAGCUGGUGGUGUUAUGGCAAAAAUCAUUGAACGAAAUUGUCGAAUACCAUGCAAACAAACUCAAACAUUCUCAACAUACUCAGACAACCAAAGUGGUGUCACAAUCCAAGUGUACGAGGGUGAACGUGUGAUGACCAAGGACAACAAUCGUUUGGGUACUUUCGAUUUAUCGGGCAUACCGCCAGCUCCACGCGGAGUGCCACAGAUUGAGGUUACCUUUGAUCUGGACGCUAAUGGUAUUCUGAAUGUAUCGGCGAAGGAGUUGAGUUCAGGAAAUGCCAAGAACAUCACCAUCAAGAACGACAAAGGACGUCUAUCACAAGCCGAAAUCGAUCGUAUGGUGAACGAGGCGGAACGUUAUGCCGAAGAAGAUGAACGACAACGCAAUAAGAUCACGGCUAGAAAUAACUUGGAGAGUUAUGUAUUUGGUGUGAAACAAGCGCUGGACGGCGCUGGUGAUAAAUUAAGUGCUCAAGAGAAGAGCGAAGCAUUGAAGGCUUGUGACGACACAAUCAAAUGGCUCGAUGCCAACACAUUGCCCGACAAGGAAGAGUACGAAGACAAAAUGAACACGCUCACCAAACUCUGUUCACCACUUAUGACAAAACUACAUAGUGGUGGUGCACAGGGAACAUCUUGUGGUCAACAAGCGGGCGGAUUCAAUGGUGGACAUACUGGACCCACCGUUGAGGAAGUAGAUUAAAUUUAUUUAUUAUAGAAAUAGAAUUCCCUUUGUAGAAAUGCAUACUUUUAAGGAUUUUUUCUCAUAAUGUUAAAUAGGUUUUAGAAUAAUUUUGUUAAGAUAGACUGAGUUUAACGAAUUUCUAAGUUUUCUAAUUU
Molecule: messenger RNA, 2210 nt
Organism: Bactrocera tryoni
Lineage: Eukaryota; Metazoa; Arthropoda; Insecta; Diptera; Tephritidae
Product: heat shock protein 70-like
Exons: 1
Coding region: 163-2073 (636 amino acids)
Biological process (GO): cellular response to unfolded protein; protein refolding
Cellular component (GO): cytoplasm
Molecular function (GO): ATP-dependent protein folding chaperone; ATP hydrolysis activity; heat shock protein binding
Source: RefSeq, a predicted model, not a curated record